UAGCUAUGACAACCUGCCACAGGGGCCCUAAGCACCUCCCAGAGGGCCCCGGGUGCUCAUUUCUGAAGUGAGACUAGGAAGAGAAGAUGAACAGUUCUCUGGAUUAUCUGGCCUACCCUGUUAUCGUCUCUAAUCACAGGCAAAGCACAACCUUCAGGAAGAAACUGGACUUCGGCCACUACGUAUUUCACAAGAAUAGAAUACAAAUAGUGAAGCCGACCGUGGACACCAAGCCUCCAGCGGCACACACACACCACAUUUUAAAACUGAGCAAACUACAGGGUGAACAAAAGAGAAUCGAUAAGAUCGAGUAUGAAAAUAAGCAGCUAUGUCAGAAAAUCGCCAACGCCCAUCGCGGCCCCGCCAAGGUGGACUGCUGGAACGAGUAUUUCUCCAAGAGCUUAAACAGGGAAACAAGGAACCGGGAGCUGGUGAGGAUCACCGUGGAGAACCAGGGCAUCCUCAAGAGGCUGGGUGACCGCAAGCCCCACUACGACCGCAGGGCAUCGGAGAUGGACUGGCAGAAUUCAAGGCGCUAUAUCAAAAAUACAACAAGAUAUCUUCUCUCCCAAGAUGAAUAGGUUUGUGUAUCUGCACCACAUGGUCACAGUUGAUACCAAAGCCCUAAGAAACCCAUAAAUGGUGAA
Messenger RNA from Oryctolagus cuniculus (rabbit), 647 nucleotides. It is a transcript of the gene CFAP97D1, whose product is annotated as CFAP97 domain containing 1. Gene Ontology annotation, biological process: sperm axoneme assembly. The record is from RefSeq and is a predicted model, not a curated record. Lineage: Eukaryota; Metazoa; Chordata; Mammalia; Lagomorpha; Leporidae.